Pseudomyrmex gracilis is the source of this 1823-nucleotide messenger RNA. RefSeq names its product nuclear RNA export factor 2-like. The record is from RefSeq and is a predicted model, not a curated record. Gene Ontology annotation, biological process: poly(A)+ mRNA export from nucleus. Gene Ontology annotation, cellular component: nucleus. The coding region runs from base 161 to 1768 and encodes 535 amino acids. NCBI's taxonomy places the organism in Eukaryota, Metazoa, Arthropoda, Insecta, Hymenoptera, Formicidae. Gene Ontology annotation, molecular function: RNA binding; protein binding. The transcript is spliced from 2 exons.
CUUGAUCACUACCGUGCGACACAUGUAAACAUAUGUGUGUGUGUGUCGUUUCAUAAGAAUCUCUUUAAUGUAAACUCGGUAUAUAAAAAGGUGAUUUAACAUAAAAAGAAAAAUAAAUAGAAAAGACUGUUUUUCUCUCUUCUCUCUCUGAUGACAAACAAUGGCAUCUUCAACAACAUCGUCGGGAAAUCAAACGUCCUCGUGGGAACCGCAUCGAAUUACUCACUUGAAGCCCUCGUUAGAUAGCCACGAGAUAGCUCUUGCCAAUUGCGACGUAUGGCACAAAUUCAUCGUCUUCGACGGUGCUCUGUAUCGGGGAAACGAGGUUCUACGUGCCGUCGUAAGCGCCUGCGAGCCGGCGAUUAUCGUGCCGGUCAUGUACAACGUCGAGGGUAAGAACAAAAGCACGUUUCUGGCGAAGUGCAAGAAGGAUGUCAUAGAAAAUUUAGUUAAGCAGGGAUUGUGCGUAACGUUGCAAGGUCAAGAGUUGUACAUAGACAUUGUAUUGGGAUUUCUCAGCACUCAGGAGCUGCAAAUGAAUAUAAACAAAGUUAUAGCCCAAGCCUUGUUCACCAGAUACGAACCGGUAAAGAAGAUAUUCAAUCUGGACGAUUUUGAAAAUGAAAAAGCGUUGGGUUCGAUAUUCUGUCCCAUUCAUAUACCGAGAAUCUUCGAGAUGGUUUUGCAUUGCAGCAGAAUGGGAAUUUUAGGUGUUAAAUGCGAGUCCCAGCAGUUGCGUUUGCCUGUUCGCGAAUUGAGUCUGAAGUACAAUAAACUCACGGCCAUUAUAUUGUUCGAAAAGUUCUUCAGUUAUCAUUUGACCAAACUUGAUCUGAGACACAAUCAGAUUUUGGAUGUGGAAUAUCUUUGUUAUUUUUGCGAAUUUAAGAUAAACGAACUCUGGUUGGAUGGAAAUCCUUUGUGCACCAAGUACGCAACUUCCCAGGAGUACAUACAAGCUGUGAAAAAUGUCUUUCCGUACUUGCAGAAAUUAGACGGGAUUGUUAUAGGAAUGGAGAAGAAAUUUGUGCCAAGCAUAUACAGCAAUUAUCUUGGCAAUGGCUCGAGAAUUUCUCUGAUCAAACAAUUUGUUAAGCAUUUUUUUACGUUAUACGAUCAGGAAGACAGAAUAGUCAUGAACGGUCUUUACGAUAGAAAUGCGCUCUAUUCCAUGACAUUAGGCACAACCGCAACAAAUGUACAUAAAGACAUAGUCAAAUCAUUCAUUAUAAAUAGAAAUCUAUUGAAAUUUGUCGAUUACGCCAAGUGUCACGAAUCAUUAUUUUGGGGACCUGAAAAGAUAAUCAACGCUCUUCAACAUCAGCCACAAACAAUACACAACUACAAGACAUUUCACAUUGACUUGUUGCACGAAGACGAUAAUUGCAUAGUCAUUUCUGUACAAGGAAUAUUUUUGUAUCGAUUGUCAUUCUGUCUGCCAAUGUUCUUCAACAGAACUUUCAUUAUCACACGAAAAGAAGACAACGAAUACUGCAUCAUCAAUGAUCAAUAUCAUAUCGAUAGUAUACCGUCCAAUAUGAUUAACGAUGUAAAACUUGAACCGAAAUCCAUACCGAAGUUCGCACCAACGGUACUCAGUGUGUCGGAAAAGGAACAGUUGCUUAGAUUUUUACGUGAACUGACUACAAUGAACAUCCGAUACUGUUACAAGUAUCUCGACGGGGCAGAGUGGGACAUAAGACAAGCAAUCACUACAUUUAUGAAAAACUAUUCGGUAAAUGACGUUCCUUCCGAAGCUUUUCAAUAAAAUUUAUGUAAUUACACAACUUUGUAUACUAAUUUUAUAUCAAUAAUAUAUAUAC